GCCUAUGAGCAGAAGAACCCCACUGCCAUCCAGCAGGACCAACACUGAUGAUAAUCGUUUCCCCACUCCGAAAAUGGGAAGCGUAAACAACAAAGCCCGACCAUUCAGCGCGCAGCACCACCAGCAGCCUCUCUGCACCCGCACUCAUCAGAUCGGAGCCCUCCUCUUGGUCGCCGCCACCUUCUUCUUCACCAGUCUCUUAAACCGCUCCUUCCGCCCCUGCGCCUCUCACUUCCCCGCCGUAGAUCUCCUCCCCAAUUCACUGGAGCUCCGUCCAUGUCACCGCGGCCGAGAUCUCUUGUGGCCCCAACGAGGGUACGGCCCCCAACUCGACCUCAAGAUCUACGUCUACGAUGACCGCGAGAUCGACGGCCUCAAGGCAUUGAUGCGCGGUCGCGAUGGUGUCAUCGACCCCAAGGCUUGCUUGAAAGGCCAGUGGGGCACUCAAGUUAAAAUACACAGGCUACUGCUAAAUUCGAGAUUCCGGACAAGGAAGAAAGAUGAAGCAGACCUUAUUUUUUGUGCCCAGUAUACUAAAUGCAUUCGGAUGAUGGGGGGUCUUAAUGAUAAGGAGAUUAACCAGACAUAUGUGAAGGUGUUAAGUCAAAUGCCAUAUUUCAGGCGAUCUGGUGGCCGUGACCACAUAUUUGUAUUUCCAAGUGGUGCUGGAGCUCACUUAUUUAGAUCUUGGGCAACAUUUAUAAAUCGUUCCAUUAUUCUAACCCCUGAGGGUGAUCGGACUGAUAAGAAAGAUACAAGUGCCUUUAAUACGUGGAAAGAUAUCAUAAUUCCUGGAAAUGUUGAGGAUGGAAUGACUACAAAUGGGCCCACCUUGGUCCACCCCUUGCCUAUAUCAAAGCGGAAGUAUCUAGCAAACUAUUUAGGCCGUGCGCAAGGAAAGGCUGGCCGUCUUAAGUUGAUAGAGCUUUCAAAGAAAUUUCCAGAUAAGUUGGAAUGUCCGGAGUUGAAGUUCAGUGGCCCUGAAAAAUUGGGAAGGAUAGAUUACUUUGAACACCUGCGCAAUGCCAAGUUCUGUCUUGCCCCACGCGGGGAGUCAUCAUGGACUCUUCGAUUUUACGAGGCUUUUUUUGUGGAGUGUGUCCCUGUGAUAUUAUCAGAUCAAGUGGAACUGCCCUUCCAAAAUGUUGUAGACUACACCCAGAUAUCAAUUAAAUGGCCAUCUACUUUAAUAGGUCCCGAGCUUUUGCAGUACCUAGAGUCACUACCAGAUAAAAAUAUAGAGGGGAUGAUAAGCCGGGGAAGACAAGUACGAUGUUUAUGGGCGUAUGCUUCAGAAUCAGCUUCGUGUUCGGCAAUGCAUGGGAUUCUUUGGGAGCUUCAGAGGAAAGUGAGGCUGUUUCACCAGUCGACGGAAACAUUCUGGUUGCACAAUGGAUCUGUUGUAAAUAGAAACUUGGUAGAAUUUUCUGAUUGGAGACCGCCGAUGCCUUUGCCUUGACUAUGGCAUGGAAUCAUCUGUACAACUUCUUUCUAUAGUUUCUCUGUCGUUCUAAAAUUCAAAUCAUUUUUUUCAUAUCUAAAUUUAUUGUAUUUUGUGUAUUGAUAGUUAAAAGUGUUUAUACUUUUCAAUUUCCCUCCUUGUAUAAAAAAAAAUGUAAUCGCCAAUGGGCUUUAUUUAUUGCAGAUGAUAUUUUACUGCA
This is a messenger RNA of Pyrus x bretschneideri (Chinese white pear), 1661 nucleotides long. RefSeq names its product probable glucuronosyltransferase Os01g0926700. Gene Ontology annotation, molecular function: glycosyltransferase activity. The record is from RefSeq and is a predicted model, not a curated record. Lineage: Eukaryota; Viridiplantae; Streptophyta; Magnoliopsida; Rosales; Rosaceae.